AUGGACCGCUACGCCGUGGUUCUCUCGCCGCAGAGCGCGGCCGGUCCCGCGUCCACGGAGGCCCCCGCGUCGAGUCCGGAGCCCAGCCCGCUCCCCCCUCCGCACAGGCGCCGCGCGAGUCGCACGCAGCCGCGCGCGGACCGGCCGUCGAGCUCGGUCAGGCAGGGGGGAAGCGGUAGGGCGUACAAUAGCGGCGUGCGCCUUCUCGGCGGCACAGGGGCGCGCGACAGGGCAGCGUCCGGUACGCGCGUUCCUGUUCGAGAGGCUGCUCGCGCGCCGGCGCCGUCGGGCGACAAGGAGCGGCGUGCGAGCGCCCCGCGGCAGACUCGGAUCACGGUCGAUGCGCAGCGGGGCAUGGGACUGGAGCGCGACCCGCCACGGGGCGCGGAGCCCGCUCCUGCUGGUCUGCGGCGCGAACAGCCCGGCUCUGCGGCGCGCCGAGAGCGCGAGAGCCGCUUCUUUUCCCCCCAGAUGUACGAGGCAGCGCGGCAAGCCUUCAUUGCGCGCGGAGGUGCCGCCAGGGACCACGCAGCCGGGCAAAUUCCCCGCGUGGCGAUCCACAACCCAAACAAGGUGUAUGGCCGGGACGAAGCACAGCAGCAGUUCCAGGCAGCGCCGCCGCAGCCGCCGUUCGACCCGCGGCAGCACCAGCAGUACAGCCCCCCGCCCUGGGCCGGGUGGCCGCCGCCACCGCCGUGGGCGGCCUGGAUGGCGCCGCCGCCGUGGCCCCCGUGGUGGGCAGGGGCGCCCCCGCCGACCGGCGCCGCGCAGGCAGCGCCGACGCCGCAGACGCAGGAGCAGCCGGCGGCGCCAGCGACCGCUGCCCGGCCGGAGCCCACGCCUGCCCCUUCGCCGGCAGCCACGCCGGCGUCUGUCAGGCCGCCCGAGACACCCCCCGCGGACGCCGAGCGCGACGCGCGCGCCCAGAGCACGCCUGUCACUACCGCGCAGGAAGACGAGCCCACACUCGGGGAGCCGAACGAUACGCCGGUCCCCGACGACACGCCCCUCCGCGAGCAGCCGUCGGGGAUCGGCGCGUUGAUCGACAAGUCGACGGAGGCCCCGCAGUCCCCGCGCCGCGACCCGCCGGUCCUCGUGACCAUUCCGGAGGCGUCCGUCCACAGCAGGCAGGCGUCGGUGACGGCCACGCCGCUCCGCGUGUCGCUCCGGGAGCCCGCGCCGGAGCCGGAGCCGCAGGCAGCAACACCCACGCCGCCAGUGGUGCCGGCCGCGAUCGACGUGCGGGCCUGGGGAGGCCCGGGCGGCGCCGCGCUCGUGGGUCCCAUCUGGAUGCCCGCGCAGGGCCCACUGUACGCGCAGCCGCCGGCUCCGCUCACGCCGCAGGCGCCACAAACGCCGCACGUGCCAAUGACCCCUCCCGCGACUACCCCCCACGCCGCGCCGCCGAACGACGCGCUGCUGGAGGAGCUCCGUGCGCUCCGCAGCGCGAUCGAGGGCAUCCGAGGCAGCACGGCGCCCCCGACGCCCGCGGCACGCACAGAGGGGCCCACGGAGGUCUCUGCGCCACAGACCCCGGGGGGACCUUCCACGGCGGACGAGCCCGCUGCGGCGCCGGCGGAGGAGCCGGCCGAGGCCCCUGAGAAGCCGUUCGAUCUCGUGCCGGAGGCCUUCGACGCAAUCCACGCCAAGAGGGACAAGGCGACCGAGGAGGCGUUUAUGAAGUUGAAGCAGAUGCAAGAAGACCUCACUAACAUCAAGCUCCCUCGACUCAACUUCGGACGCGACCCGGAGCCCCCGCUGUCGACCAGCUGGGAGCCCCUCGACCCGCGUGAUCUCGGCGGGGACCCCACGCCCCCGCAUAUCGUCGCGCAGGCGCUGUCGAUGGCUCCCGGCUGCGUCACUCGCGUGCGCACCAGCACCAUCAGCUCCCCGGCGAGCACGCGUGCGCCCAGCGUCGCGACGCCGACGCGGCCGCCCCCCGCGCCGCACCGUCCGGCGCCGCCGCCUGCGGGUCCGAGCCACACGGAGCCGCGGAGGGCGCGCACAAUCCAAGCAGUGCCCAUGCCGCAAUCCGCGAUUCCGACGAGGCGCUUCGCGCGGCCGAUCGUGCGCGUGACGCCGCCAGGAUCGCCGUCGCGCCAUAUGUGA
Messenger RNA from Pedinophyceae sp. YPF-701, 2109 nucleotides. The record is from the annotation of a GenBank genome assembly. Lineage: Eukaryota; Viridiplantae; Chlorophyta; Pedinophyceae.